AUGGUUCAUUGGUCGUCCGUGUUUAUAGCAUGUCUUACAGUCAGAUUGAUAUGUGCUCGAUUUUCAAUUAUACCUGACUGCGAUGAAGUAUUCAAUUAUUGGGAACCUACACAUUUCCUUACUCAUGGCUUUGGUCUUCAAACAUGGGAAUACUCACCAGUGUAUGCGAUUCGAAGUUGGGCUUAUGUCGGUCUUCAUGGUCUUAUUAUUAAGGCUCUUUCGUAUGCUAUUCCAUCUGAAAGGCCUAAUGAUUCUGUGUUAUUCUACGGUCUAAGAGCAGUGUUUGCUAUUUUUUCGGCAUUUACCGAAGCUAAACUGUACGCUGCUCUUAGUAACAACAUCUCUAGGCGAGUAGGGUUCAGCUACCUUGUCCUUUCGCUUCUCUCAAGUGGAAUGUUUCAUGCGUCUGUUUCGUACCUGCCCUCUUCUUUUGCAUUGUAUUUUGUGACGUUGGCAUUGGCCAACUUUGUUGAAGACACUGGGAGAUCAGGAGCAAAGAGCAGCAGCCAGUUGAUAACCAGAGGAUUUACUUGGUUGGCUGUGGCCGGACUAUUGGGCUGGCCCUUUACUCUUGUUUUGGCAUUGCCUUUUGGGCUAAGAUUUACUUUGAAGUCAUUUUUGGGUAAAUCGUAUUCGAAGUAUUUUGUGACUGUGGUUAAAGUCCUUCUAUCUAGCGGAUUGAUCUUGGCUUCCAUUGUUGCAGUUGACUCAAUCGCUUAUAAAAAACUGGGUGUUGUGGUACCGUUCAAUAUUGUCUCUUACAAUGUACUCAAUUCUGACGACAGUACCGGACCAACUAUUUUUGGAACAGAACCCUGGACUUAUUACGUGUUCAACUUGGCCAUUAACUUCAAUGGCGCGACCGUCCUUGCUUUAUUGAGUUUGCUUGCGCCACUGAUAAGUCGUCGUCCUCAAAAUUCUGCUUUCUACUUAUUGACUAUUAUUUCACCCUUUUUCCUUUGGCUGUCGAUUUUUAUUUCCACUCCUCACAAGGAAGAGCGGUUCUUAUACCCUGUCUACUCAUCUCUGCUGCUUAACUCUGCCCUAGGUCUAGAGGUAGUCAUCACAAUAAGCAGUAAAAUUCUUGGUUUGGUCGGAAUUCGCUGGACGCAUCGUGGUCGAUUGAUCGGAACUGUGGUGGUGAUCGCAAUCUCGAUUGUGUCUCUGUCACGGUCACUUGCUCUUAGUAUUUAUUACAGCGCACCAUUAGACGUGUAUGAUCAUAUUCCUUACGAGGCAAAUGCCACUUCUAUAACUAAUGUUUGUGUUGGUCGCGAAUGGUACCGCUACCCUUCCUCAUACUUCCUCGCCGAGAAUCAGCGACUGAAAUUUGUAAAGAGCGGAUUUUCAGGGCUAUUACCAGGGGAGUUUCAAGAACAACAAGCUGAUACGACGCAGGCAACGAAGUACUGGUGGGAUCUUGUUGGAACCUCGGCUGUGCCAUCUGGAAUGAACAACCAAAACCUUGAAGACCAUUCUAAAUACGUUGAUAUUAAGGAAUGCGACUACAUAGUCGAUACUAAUUCCUUUUCAGUUGAUAGCGAAGCAGGCGAAGAGCUGUAUAUCACCGAUAAGGAGAAUUGGCAACCAAUAUACUGUGGAAAAUUCUUAGAUUCUUCAGCUAGCAGUGGCAUCGGUCGUGUCUUGAUGCUGCCUCCACCUCUAGUAACCUCCACCAACACCAAGCUGGCAGGCCUGUACUACUGUCUUAUGAAACGGAUAUCAUCCGAAAAUUGA
Sugiyamaella lignohabitans is the source of this 1737-nucleotide messenger RNA. RefSeq names its product dolichyl-P-Man:Man(6)GlcNAc(2)-PP-dolichol alpha-1,2-mannosyltransferase (gene ALG9). The record is from RefSeq and is a predicted model, not a curated record. Gene Ontology annotation, biological process: protein N-linked glycosylation. The transcript has a single exon. Gene Ontology annotation, cellular component: endoplasmic reticulum membrane. Lineage: Eukaryota; Fungi; Ascomycota; Dipodascomycetes; Dipodascales; Trichomonascaceae. Gene Ontology annotation, molecular function: alpha-1,2-mannosyltransferase activity. Bases 1 to 1737 code for a protein of 578 amino acids.